AUGUCUCGUUUACUUCUCGCGCUAAACAGCGACCGUUUGCGAAACGCAAAAAUGAAAAAAAAAAACUUAAAAGAUCAGUCAAGAAGAAUCUGUUUUGUUACACAACUUAUCAUCAUCAAUUUAAAUUGGUUAACUCAGGUUGUGUUUUGUUUGGCUGGCAAUAACUAUUCGAUAUCAUUUCGAAUGUCGGCGCCAAAAAAAACAACUCAACAAAAUAUUUACAUUUUUUUACCUUCGCUUAAAAGUCAGAAAAGUCUUUUUACCGCAAUGGCGGUAUGCAAGAGAGAAAGAAGACGAAAAGAAGACUUCAACGAAGUUGGUCCCGAAGACAAACCAGAAAUGCUAAGGGAAAGCAUAUAUUAA
Messenger RNA from Clunio marinus, 363 nucleotides. The record is from the annotation of a GenBank genome assembly. Lineage: Eukaryota; Metazoa; Arthropoda; Insecta; Diptera; Chironomidae.